GGUCACGGGGCGGGGCGGGGCGGGCGGAGGCCCAUGUGGAGCGGGAGUGGGAUCAAGAUCAAGAUCGGGAUCAGGAUCGGGAUCAGGAGGAGAUUGAGCCGCCCGCGCUGAGUACGGGGAGGCCGGAGCCGCACCCGCACCGCCGGGCCCUGGACGCAGCCAGUGCGGACGCCGGGCAGGCCGCGGACGCACCAUGAAGGGUAGCCGGAUCGAGCUGGGAGAUGUGACGCCACACAACAUUAAGCAGCUGAAGAGGCUAAACCAGGUCAUUUUUCCUGUCAGCUACAAUGACAAGUUCUACAAAGAUGUACUGGAGGUUGGCGAACUUGCCAAACUAGCGUAUUUCAAUGAUAUUGCAGUGGGAGCAGUGUGCUGUAGGGUGGAUCACUCCCAGAACCAGAAGAGACUGUACAUCAUGACACUUGGAUGCCUGGCACCCUACCGAAGGCUAGGAAUAGGAACGAAAAUGUUGAAUCAUGUCUUAAACAUCUGUGAAAAAGAUGGCACUUUUGACAACAUCUAUCUGCAUGUCCAGAUCAGCAAUGAAUCUGCAAUUGACUUCUACAGAAAGUUUGGCUUUGAGAUCAUUGAGACGAAGAAGAACUACUACAAGAGGAUAGAGCCCGCAGAUGCUCAUGUGCUGCAGAAAAACCUCAAAGCUCCUUGUCUUGGCCAGAAUGCAGAUGUGCAAAAGACCGACAACUGAACAAAACCCAGCGGACACUUUCUUGCACUUGCUUGUCGCCAAAUAAGGAAAGAGAGGCCUCUUUUUUUUUCCUUUUUUUUUUUUUUUUUUUUUUUUGUUGUUGGUUGCUUGUUUUGGGUUUUUUUUUUUUUGUUUGUUUGGUUUUGGUUUUUUUUUUUUGCUCCAUCCCUUCAUCUUAUUUUUUUUUUUCUUGACCUCUCUCCAACAAAAUGUAAUGCUUCUUCCAAGGAUUGUCCAAUCACGUUUGGGGUUGGGUUUUGGUUGGUUUUGAUUAUCUUUUUGAGCUCUCUUUUCUGGUAGGUUUUUUUUUUUUUGUUUUUAUUUUGAGGGCGGGGGGGGGCUGUUUUUUUGUUUUUGUUUUCUGUUAGGGUGGGAAAAGGUGUGCAGAUCUCUUUGAGGUGUGGAGGGCUUGAGCAGGCUAUCCUGAUGACAAGUUUCCUUCAGAAUUACUCUUUUGGUAAGCAGAAUGUAAACCCAAUGGGGGGGAAAAGGCAAAGCAAUAUCUUGUCCUUUGACUCCUACAUCAUUGUGUUUUUUAUAACCUACAGGGUACUUUACUCUCCCCCAAUGUUACUUUGAAUGUUACUUCAGUACUUCCCACUCUUCCUCUUAAUCCCCCCACCUCAAAAAAGUAUAUUUAGUUCUUCCUAAUAUUUUUGAGUAUGGCUUUUUCCUCCAUCUUUUGCUGAGAAGGGUGGGCUACUUUACCAUACCUUUUCACUCUGCCUGGGCUGAUCUUUUUGAAUGCUUUUUUAAAAUACUCCUCACCCAAGCUGGUGCUACACUUCUUAACUGACUGAGAGGAGGAUUUAGAGUGGUCUUUGUUUUUUCUUAUUUUCAUUUACCCGACUCCCAGCAGACUUUUGCCAGAGUAAGAGCUAGAUCUGGUGUUGGCAAGAAUAACCUUGUAAAAGUAUGAAUCCUGAGGAAGCACCCUUGCUUUAAAAAUGGGUGACAUUCUGCAGGGCUCAUUGACAGUUAGUUUUAUCUGUGUUGUUGGGAUGGAAAAAGUGACUGUGACCACCUUACCAGCUUUGAUGACAUAAGGCAAGCACCUGUCUCCAGAUAACUUUGUUACAGCUACUGAAUCUGUGGUGACAGAUGUAAGGGUUGAGGAAACCAGGCAGCAAGGCUAAGAAGGCAGACAUGAAUCUGACCCUAAUCACAUAGCUUUGCAGGGUCUCCUGGAUUUGCUUGGGAUUGGCUUGGCUUGCUGUGUUUAUGAGCUCCUUUGGGAGGAGGUGGUGAAGACCUGUGCAGUUUUGCUCCUUUGAAGAUUAUUUUCCCCUUCCCCUGUUCAGUAGUAAUAAUGCAGUUCUCCUCUGGUGAGAGGGUGUUCGUGGAGCACCGGAGAAAGCAGCGUAUAUUAGAGCAUUUUAUGGGUUUGGAAAAUAGGCUGGCUGGCUUCUUCCUAGUACUGUAACUUUGAGGCUACAGUAAACUGUACUAAGCUCUGCUUUGCAUCCUUUCAUGCUUUGUUUGCGUGAAUACCAGUGCUCCUUUCUAGGCACUGUUGCCAGCAAUUUUAUGUAUGCCAAUAUAAAUACCAACUUGAGCUUGGACUCUUCUCCAAGCAUCUGGGAAAGUGCACUGAGCUGAGACAACACCAACCUGCCCCAUCCCCCAUGUAGAUGCUGAACUGUAUUCUUUUCCUGUUUGUUUUUUAAAGUUUAAAUCUGCAUCUUGAAUUCUUCCGCUCUGAAAGCCUCCAACCUGUAGUGUGCAUUGCAGCAUACAUCUGGUUAGUAGGUGCUGUCCAGUCAUUAGAGGGUGACUUGGGAACCAAGGAUUCCAAAAUAGGAAUUGUGGUGAGGCAAGGGAUGGCACCCCUCGCUGCACGUUAAGUGGUCUUUGAUACCCCAGGGGUGACUAUAUGAGCUGCUACACAAUUAUUCCUUCUUUGACAGAGAUGUGUAGUGUUUGUUGGAGUGCAUCUUGACAGUCCUGCGCUGGAAAACAGCUACUUAAUUUGCUGAGUUUGCACUAAUGGAGUCUUGGAGAUGGGCAGAUGGCCAACACCAGCCCAUCUGCAUGGUCUGAGCACCUGAGUUUGCAACACUCAGUGACAGACUCUGGCUAGAAAGAUGCAAACAGUUCCCUUGGCCAGAGGCUGCCUAGUUUUGACAAAAGCUUAUUUUCAGUACAGCUAGGACCUGCUCAUGGUGGUUAUGUUGGCAGUCCAGCAUCUUUCUAGAAGGGGAUGUAUCGAAGCACAAUUAGCUUGUCAUAUGCCAACAUAGUUUCCCUGGCCAUCUGUAGACCAAACCAAGAGAAGUAUGUGGAGGGAGAGAGAGAUAGUAUUGUAUUUGAAGAUGUUCGUGCAGCACAGCUGUAACUCAGACCAUAGCUGCCUCUGGUGCCAAGCAAAGUGCUCUUCAUUCUUCUAGAACUAAGUGGUAAGUGUUUGGGUUGGGUAGAUGGGUGUGGGGAUAUGAGCUCUUAGGAUUUGCUGUUGUUGUAGGCUUCCACAAAUCAGUGUGUUUCACAGACAGUUUUUCUUCAGGUUUAAAAGUACAAGUCUGAUGUCUGAACUUACUUGGAUUAACCUUUGUUUCUGUCUCUUUUUGCUUUGGGCUGCCAUCAUUCUAUGAAUGUAUCCAUGAGAACAAUUCUUAAAGCUCCUAUUCCACAGCAGACCUGCCUCAUUGUAACUUCUGAUAAAAUAUUUUGUAGGAGGUGGAAGAGAGAAUAAAUCUAAGACUCCUUUUCCCAGGCUAUUAAUCCUGGAAAACAGUUGUUGAAUCUUGAACACAAGGUUUAAUCUGACUCUUAAGAAAACGGUGUUCCCUGUACAUGGAUAAGGGCAAGUGAAGGUCAGUAGUUCUGGAUGACAAACAGUUGUAUUUUAUUAGUCUAUCAGUUGUGUUUAGCCAGGGAGGAGAGUGCUGUAUCUUAGUGCUGUUAACCCAGAGACACUGAAAUUGUGUGAAGUGUGGGCUUACUGCAGAGAACUUCAGUUACUUUGAUUGUUGCUGCAGGAGGACAUCCUUCUAGCUUGAAAAUAACAGCUUGUGAACAACUAAAUUUUUCCAAAGUUGGGAGUUUCAGUGGGGAAGAAAAACCACCAGCACCUCCUGUUCUGGAUGAAGAUCUAGCAAGAAAAAUGUAUGUGACUAACCGCUUUAGAGUGUAAAUUGUGUAUAUACAAGUUAUCCCUGAAUCUCUGCAACUGGCUUUGUCAUACAUCGGUCGAAGUAUGAAGAUAUUACCUACAGAAAGACUCCUACUUGAGGAAACCAUGGUACAGGAGAAAAAGAAUCAUCCAGAAGAGAGAUCCCUCAUUUUUGGGAGGGGGAAGGGAGAGAAUGUAUUUAGUGUAUACAGAAACUGGCUGAGUUUACAUGAUGCAGCUAAUGGUUAAACCUGCCAACUAAAUAUGACAUACUGAAAUAUGACAAUUGAAACAAACUUAUGUGAUAUUUUGCUAAAUCUUGAUGGUGCCCUGUGUCUAGUAAAAAUUUGAUCCUCCAAAUUGUUUUAUUCUCCCCCAUGUUGUAAUCCAGGGUCAGCUGCUAUGCACAAUGUCUGUGUUUUGUAAAGUGUUUGCUGACUUGGAUGUUUCUUUUGAAUCUGCAACUGCUUCCUGAUUAAUUGGCUAAGACCACCCCUGGUCUCUUGAGUUAAGAUUUAGUGAAAGGUAUGCUGUAUGCAGUUUACAGAUGCAUUCGCAAUGUUACAAGUUAAGUUGCAGGGGGAGCAAAUUCUUUACAAUAAGAUGGUCCAUUUUUAAUCUAUAUCAUUGCCCUUGUUGUACAUCAGGAGCAUGUUUUUGUUUUUCUCAAACUCUUUAGAAAUACCGUUCAGAAUAAACGUGCACUAUUUGAGUUAUGUCAUUUACAA
This is a messenger RNA of Poecile atricapillus (Black-capped chickadee), 4546 nucleotides long. It is a transcript of the gene NAA50, whose product is annotated as N-alpha-acetyltransferase 50, NatE catalytic subunit. Gene Ontology annotation, molecular function: acyltransferase activity, transferring groups other than amino-acyl groups. Gene Ontology annotation, biological process: mitotic sister chromatid cohesion. Gene Ontology annotation, cellular component: NatA complex. The record is from RefSeq and is a predicted model, not a curated record. Lineage: Eukaryota; Metazoa; Chordata; Aves; Passeriformes; Paridae. The transcript is spliced from 5 exons. Bases 194 to 706 code for a protein of 170 amino acids.